CCACGCCCCGAGAGCCGCCAUCUUGGGGGGGCGGAGACAGCCCUGUAGGGGCCGCCGAAACUCUACGAGAUGUUGGCUGGCUUGGGCUUUUCUGGCCAGCGCUGUGGGACCGAGGCCGAAGAACCCACCGGGGUAGCUCCUCCGGCUGCCUCUCCGGAAUGAGGCCUCAGCGCCCGCGCGGGACGGCACCCCUUCUCCUCAGAGCAAGCCGGAGGAGAGACCGGAGCCGAGACCAUGCCGGGGAAGCUGAAGGUGAAAAUCGUGGCCGGGCGCCAUUUGCCGGUGAUGGACCGAGCUAGUGACCUGACUGAUGCCUUCGUGGAGGUAAAAUUUGGUAAUACCACCUUUAAAACAGAUGUAUAUCUCAAGUCCCUCAACCCUCAGUGGAACUCAGAAUGGUUUAAAUUUGAGGUGGAUGAUGAAGACUUACAGGAUGAACCUCUGCAGAUCACAGUUCUUGACCAUGAUACAUACAGUGCAAACGAUGCCAUUGGCAAAGUAUACAUCGACAUUGACCCUUUACUCUACAGUGAAGCUGCAACAGUCAUCUCAGGGUGGUUCCCAAUUUAUGACACCAUACAUGGUAUCCGUGGCGAAAUCAAUGUAGUAGUCAAAGUAGACCUCUUCAAUGAUUUAAAUCGAUUUAGGCAGUCAUCAUGUGGAGUCAAAUUCUUUUGCACAACAUCUAUUCCAAAGUGCUAUAGAGCUGUAAUAAUUCAUGGAUUUGUAGAAGAACUUGUGGUCAAUGAAGACCCAGAAUAUCAAUGGAUUGAUCGAAUUCGCACACCAAGAGCAUCAAAUGAGGCCAGACAGAGACUCAUUUCUUUAAUGUCAGGUGAACUGCAGAGGAAGAUUGGGUUGAAAGUACUUGAAAUGAGAGGAAAUGCUGUUGUUGGGUAUUUACAGUGCUUUGAUCUGGAAGGCGAAUCUGGGUUAGUAGUACGAGCCAUAGGAACAGCGUGUACUCUGGAUAAAUUAAGUAGCCCAGCAGCAUUCCUUCCUGCAUGUAAUUCCCCAUCCAAAGAAAUGAAGGAGAUUCCCUUCAAUGAAGAUCCCAACCCCAAUACUCAUUCAUCAGGACCCUCAACCCCUCUGAAAAACCAAACUUAUUCCUUUUCACCUUCCAAGUCCUACAGUCGACAGUCCUCUUCUUCUGACACAGAUUUGAGUUUGACACCCAAAACUGCACCUUACCCACAGGGGCCUAGGAUUUACCUGUGUCCCAGCUCCCCCUCUCUCUCUUGUGGUUCCCUUCAUCUUAAAAAGUCCUGUCUCCUCCUCUCGGAAUCUAGCCUUACCCCUCAUCAUUCUAGCCUUGUCAGCCCAGUUCUGAGGAAAAGUGUUUCUUUCAGUGAAGAGCUGUUCCUGGCUGCUUCUGGAAUGGGAAGUGGUAGUGCUGGAAAAGAAGGGGGGCCAUUCAAAGCUCUCUUAAGACAGCAGACUCAAUCGGCACUGGAACAGAGGGAAUUUCCAUUUUUUACCUUGACGGCAUUUCCUCCUGGAUUUCUUGUGCACGUCGGGGGUGUUGUUAGUGCACGCUCUGUGAAGCUUUUGGAUCGUAUUCACAAUCCUGAUGAACCAGAAACUCGCGAUGCAUGGUGGGCAGAAAUCAGACAAGAAAUAAAAUCACAUGCUAAAGCAUUAGGCUGUCAUGCUGUAGUGGGCUACAGUGAAUCAACUAGCAUCUGUGAAGAGGUCUGUAUUUUAUCUGCAUCCGGCACGGCAGCUGUACUGAACCCUAGAUUUCUGCAGGAUGGCACCGUGGAGGGCUGUUUGGAACAGAGGCUAGAAGAAAACCUGCCUGCAGGCUGUGGGUUCUGCCAUAUACCAUAUGAUGAACUGAAUAUGCCAUUUCCAGCUCAUCUCACCUAUUGCUAUAACUGCAGGAAACAAAAAGUCCCUGAUGUUCUCUUUACCACAAUAGACCUCCCAGUAGAUGCCACAGUUAUUGGGAAAGGUUGUCUUAUUCAGGCCAGGUUAUGUCGCUUAAAAAAGAAAGCACAGGCAGAAGCAAAUGCCACAGCUAUCAGUAAUUUGUUACCAUUUAUGGAAUAUGAAGUGCAUACUCAGCUAAUGAAUAAACUAAAACUCAAAGGAAUGAAUGCAUUAUUUGGACUCAGAAUUCAGAUCACAGUGGGUGAAAAUAUGUUAAUGGGCUUAGCGUCGGCCACAGGUGUAUACUUAGCAGCUUUACCAACGCCUGGUGGUAUUCAGAUUGCCGGAAAGACUCCUAACGAUGGCUCAUAUGAACAGCAUAUAUCUCAUAUGCAAAAGAAGAUCAAUGACACGAUUGCUAAGAACAAAGAGUUAUAUGAAAUCAAUCCUCCAGAGAUAACUGAAGAGAUUAUAGGAUCACCUAUACCAGAACCUAGACAGCGCUCAAGACUUUUGAGAUCUCAGUCAGAAAGCUCUGAUGAGGUUACAGAAUUGGACCUUUCACACGGAAAAAAAGACGCUUUUGUUUUGGAGAUUGAUGACACAGAUGCUAUGGAAGAUGUACAUUCUCUACUUACUGAUGUUCCUCCUCCCUCAGGCUUUUAUAGUUGCAAUACAGAAAUUAUGCCUGGUAUAAAUAAUUGGACUUCUGAAAUACAGAUGUUCACAUCAGUAAGAGUAAUCCGAUUAAGCAGCCUUAACCUGACUAAUCAAGCUCUCAAUAAGAACUUUAAUGAUCUCUGUGAAAAUUUGCUCAAGAGCCUGUAUUUUAAACUGCGGUCUAUGAUCCCUUGCUGCCUUUGCCAUGUCAAUUUUACAGUAUCUCUGCCUGAAGAUGAAUUAAUUCAGGUUACAGUCACAGCAGUUGCAAUAACUUUUGACAAAAAUCAGGCUUUACAGACCACAAAAACACAUGUUGAAAAGUCAUUGCAAAGAGCCUCUACAGAUAAUGAGGAACUUCUGCAGUUUCCACUGGAACUCUGUUCAGACUCACUGCCUUCUCAUCCUUUCCCACCGUCUAAAGAACACCUGGAGAGUGCAAGUUCUAACUCAGGUAUACCAGCUGCACAGAGAGCAACGUCAGUUGAUUACAGUUCCUUUGCAGACAGAUGCAGCAGCUGGAUAGAGCUCAUUAAACUGAAAGCUCAGACCAUAAGACGCGGAUCAAUUAAGACAACUGUGACAGUCGAAAAACCAAGUCCAAUGGGUGAAGGAAAUUUCCGGAGUCGUUCUACUCCACCUUGUGCAAAUUCUACAGUAGGGGUUGUUAAGAUGACACCUCUUUCUUUCAUUCCUGGAGCAAAAAUAACUAAAUAUCUUGGAAUAAUCAACAUGUUUUUUAUUCGAGAAACCACUUCUCUGCGGGAGGAAGGAGGAGUCAGUGGUUUUCUCCAUGCUUUUAUUGCUGAGGUGUUUGCAAUGGUGAGAGCUCAUGUGGCUGCCUUGGGAGGAAAUGCUGUUGUCUCCUACAUAAUGAAGCAGUGUGUCUUCAUGGAGAAUCCAAAUAAAAACCAGGCGCAGUGUCUUAUCAAUGUAAGUGGUGAUGCAGUGAUAUUUGUUCGUGAAUCUGAAUUAGAAGUGGUCUCAACUCAGCAACCUCCUGUCAACUGCCAGAUCUCAUGUACUGGAGGAGAAGUUACAACCUGAAGUAAAUGAGAGAGAAAGAGGGCAACUCAAUGAAAUUCACCUGUCUCCAUUGUUUUGUCAUUAAUUAUCUUACUAGACGUUUUACAAAUUGAGAUAAUUAAGAAAAGUUGAUACAUUGAGUAGAUUGAUUUAUCUGGAAUCUCAUGGAGGCACAAGAGCUUUCUAAUCUUGACAUUUGCCAAAUCUAGACAGAUGUGCCCUGUGGAAUCUUGUCUCUUCAGUAACUUGAUAUAAAUUUCUCAAAGAACUGUAGCAAAGAUGGAAGCUAUUAGUAGUUUGUGUUGAUUUUUAAUGAAAUUGUAAUUUUACAAAUGAAAUGGGAAGAUUAUCAGGAAACUGGGAAAGCUGCCCUAAUGUGAUUUAGGAAAACUAAGCAAGAAAUUCAGAUUUUUAAUGAAUAAACAGUCUGAUUUAAAGAAUGUUUUGGGAGACUGUAGAAAGGUUUUCAGGAAACUAUUAUGUGAGUUUCUUUAAUGUGUUUUGUUUUGAUGAGGAAUUUGGUAACAACUGAAAAGGAAAGUGCUUCAACCAUCUUUUAAAAAGAAGUUAAAAUUUUUCUACUUGUGUCCAUAUAUCCUAACUACUAAAAAAGAAAAAGUAAUCUAUCAGAGCUAGUGUCCUUUCAUUUUUAGUUUUAAUAAUGUCUGUUAGGAGGGAGGAAAAAAAAUCACCAUGUAACUUUGUAACUGACCAAAUUUUAGUAGCAUCUAAUUUGUCUAGAAGAGGCUUGGCUUUAAUUGGGGAGAAAAUGUCAGUAAAGUUUUUGAAGUAGUUCCCAUUAGUAGGAACAUAAAAUUAUUUUCUGAUAAAAUUAUUCUGUACUCCUACCAAAUAAACGGAAUUUUAGUAAUAUUGUAGGGAGUUUCGAUGGUGAGUUAGACUGUAUUUGGCAUAGAAUUUGAAAUGUAACUUGAAUGUAAAUAUGCUGCAAAACAUUGAAUGUAUACAUAGAAAUAUUUCUCUGUCCAUGCCAAAUACCUAUUAUAAAUGAACCUUAAAAAAGUACAUUCCUCCUUUGCACAAUAAAAUUUCUUUAUAAAACUCAUGAUUUUGUUCUUCCAGAAUAACGAGCUGCCCUACAGAUUUGGAGUCAUUUCCUUGUUAUCACAGGUGUCAAUAUU
Molecule: messenger RNA, 4703 nt
Organism: Talpa occidentalis (Iberian mole)
Lineage: Eukaryota; Metazoa; Chordata; Mammalia; Eulipotyphla; Talpidae
Gene: C2CD5
Product: C2 calcium dependent domain containing 5
Exons: 28
Coding region: 235-3582 (1115 amino acids)
Biological process (GO): positive regulation of protein targeting to membrane; intracellular protein transmembrane transport; positive regulation of vesicle fusion
Cellular component (GO): plasma membrane
Molecular function (GO): calcium ion binding; calcium-dependent phospholipid binding
Source: RefSeq, a predicted model, not a curated record